This is a messenger RNA of Catharus ustulatus (Swainson's thrush), 2442 nucleotides long. RefSeq names its product serine and arginine rich splicing factor 11 (gene SRSF11). Gene Ontology annotation, biological process: RNA splicing. Gene Ontology annotation, molecular function: RNA binding. The record is from RefSeq and is a predicted model, not a curated record. Gene Ontology annotation, cellular component: nucleoplasm. Lineage: Eukaryota; Metazoa; Chordata; Aves; Passeriformes; Turdidae.
CGCAUGCGCGGGGCCGCGCGCCGCGGUGCACUGUGGGAUACUGCGGCCCGGGCAGGCUGCACCGGCGGAGCGGGCGGCGGCGCGAUGGCCUCCAGCAGCGGCACCGACGUGAUCCAGGUCACCAACGUCUCGCCCAGCGCCAGCUCGGAGCAGAUGCGGACCCUCUUCGGCUUCCUGGGCAAGAUCGAGGAGCUGCGCCUCUUCCCCCCCGAUGACUCCCCCUUGCCGGUGUCGUCGCGCGUGUGCUUUGUAAAGUUCCACGACCCCGACUCGGCCGUGGUGGCCCAGCACCUGACAAACACUGUGUUCGUUGACAGAGCCCUCAUUGUGGUUCCCUAUGCUGAAGGAGUCAUUCCUGAUGAGACUAAGGCUUUGUCUCUCUUGGCCCCAGCUAAUGCCGUGGCAGGGCUGCUGCCGGGGGGGGGCCUGCUGCCCACCCCCAACCCCCUCUCUCAGAUUGGUGCUGUCCCUUUAGCUGCUCUAGGAGCUCCUGCUCUCGACCCUGCCCUUGCUGCUCUUGGGCUUCCUGGAGCAAACCUGAACUCCCAGUCUCUUGCAGCAGAUCAGCUCCUAAAACUGAUGAGCACAGUGGAUCCAAAGUGAAACCAUGUGGCUGCAGGACUUGUGUCCCCCAGUCUGAAAUCAGAUACCUCCAGUAAAGAAAUAGAAGAGGCCAUGAAGAGAGUCAGAGAAGCACAGUCCUUAAUUUCUGCUGCUAUAGAGCCAGACAAAAAAGAUGAAAAACGAAGACAUUCGAGGUCGAGGUCGCGCUCGAGGAGGAGGAGGACUCCUUCCUCAUCCAGACACAGACGCUCCAGGAGCAGAUCAAGGAGAAGGUCCCAUUCCAAAUCCAGGAGCAGGAGGAGAUCCAAAAGUCCCAGGAGGAGGAGAUCCCAUUCCAGAGAGAGGAGCAGGAGGUCUCGGAGCACAUCCAAGAGCAGGGAUAAAAAGAAGGAAGAGAAAGAAAAGAAACGUUCUAAAACUCCCCCCAAAAGCUACAGCACAACCAGAAGAUCCAGAAGCACAAGCAGGGAACGGCGGCGCAGGCGGAGCCGGAGCGGGACGCGGUCCCCGAAAAAGCCAAGGUCUCCCAAACGGAAAAUGUCCCGCUCCCCGUCGCCCAGAAGGCAUAAAAAGGAAAAGAAGAAGGAUAAAGACAAGGAGAGGAGCAGAGACGAGAGGGAACGGUCAACGAGCAAGAAAAAGAAGAGCAAAGACAAGGAGAAGGAUCGAGAGCGGAAAUCCGAGAGCGACAAGGAUGUGAAACAGGUCACAAGGGACUACGAUGAGGAGGAACAGGGCUACGACAGCGAGAAGGAGAAGAAGGAGGAGAAGAAGGUGGCGGAUGCUCCCUCCCCCAAAGGGAAGGAGCCCGUGGCCGAGAAGGGCAGUGGGGAUCCGGGCAGGGAGUCCAAGGUGAACGGGGAUGACCACCACGAGGAGGACAUGGACAUGAGCGACUGAGCCCACCCACAGCCCCUCCAGUGUGAUCCUUUAUGCUGUACUUGUUAAUCCUCAACCUAGAUGUAUCCAGCUCCGAGCUCUCCAUGGUCUGUCCAUCCCGAUACUAACUCACACCCAAAGCUUGAGCCAGGGCUCCCCUGCUCCGGGGGCCCAGCUGGGGCCGGGCCGGGCCCCACGGCCCUCCCACAGCCUGGGCGGGGCCGGCCCUCCCUCCCUGCUUCCCUCCCUGCUUCCCUCCCUCCCUCCGGAGCGUCCCGGGCUGAGCCAGCAGGGCCAGCAGUGUCCCGGCAGUGUGGGGAGGGUGGCACAGCCCCUCUGUCCUGAGGGACUGCCCCAGGAGGGUGGCACAGCCCCUCUGUCCUGAGGGAAUGCCCCAGGAGGGUGGCACAGCUCCCAGAGUCAGCCUUGGAUCACACCAGCUCUUUGUGCUCUUGGCUUUAGUUCUGGUUUUAAGCCAGGUGCUGGGUUUGGAUUCCCAGGGGGUUUUGUUUGGCUGUCCCAGGGUUCUGUGCCCAGGGUUCUGUGCCCGGGUUCUGUGCCCUGCCCUUCCUGAGGGCUCUGUCUGAUCUGAGCCCAGGAGGGGAAUCCUGCCCGUGCCCAGUGAGGGAGGGCUGGGGGAGCAGCCUCAGCCAGGGCUGGGGGCUCAGGAGCUCACCCACUGCAGCAGGGAGUGCAUUUUAAAAUGACCUUGGUCUGUUUUUAAAGCGAGUCCAUUGAUAAUGUACUUUUUACUUGAUCUCAAGUUGUACAAACGGAUAAAUUUGUGUUCCUGUCCCGGCCGUCCCCUCCCUCCCGCACUCGGUGAUCCCAUGGUAUUUGCAGAGUAGUUACCCAAAGCUGUUCCUUAGUUCCAGCAGCUCCAGAGCUUUUACUUUUGUGCAGGUAAAGAGACAAAAGUAGCCGACAGUCUGUGCCAUGUCGAUGUACAGUUUCGGAAAAUGUUUUACAAAACUUUGAUAAUAAAACCCUGAAACUUCA